CUCUUUCCCCCUUCCUCCUCGUCUCACAUCUUUCCCACUCUUCUCCUAUGUCUCCCUCUUGUUAACGUUCCAUAUCACAAAAAGUACAACAGUAACCAAAAUUAAGGAGAAGAGAACUAACAAUGGAGAGAAACCAAACACCUCUACGCCAAAAAUCCAGCAGCUUCUCUUCCUCCACUCGCGAAGAGAAGCUCCGCGAGACCGAUCGAAACCUCUCGUUGGGCUCCAUUAGAUUGGAAAGCUCCGAGAGAAAAGAAAAUGACUUCGAUAGAAUCCUUGAGAAAAUGGACGAAGAGAACGCCGCGGAGAAGCCCGAGGACGAAGACGCCACCGCCGCCGCCGCCGCCAAUGCAAAAGAAACCGUCACCGACUUCGCCACCCUCUCCGAGGAAAUCGACCAAUUCCUCGGCAUUUUCUUCAGCCUCAAAGCCGUUCCAAAUCCGGAGAAUUGCACCCCUCCCGAGAUCCCAGAAUCCGUCGUCGAGAAUUUCGUCACAGCGGUCGAGAAGGAGAUUGUCAAAUACGAAUCCGGCGAGGAGAAGUGGUCGCCCGAUCACGACGAGCUGUCCCUGCUCGCGGCGAUUGAUCGCAUAUCGAAGCUGACGUCGGCAGUAACAACGUUCUCGUCGGAGCCAAUGUACGGCCACGCAAUGAGCCGUGCCGGUGGCGUGUUGCACCACGCCAUGUCGUUCCUCGAGGAUGAAUUCCAUGCGCUCCUCCUUGAGGACUCCCGGGCAAAGCCGGCGGCCGAUCUGGGCUGCGCCAGCUCGAAGAUCAAGCGCCCGCCGUCGUUCGGCCGCAGGGAGGACGCGGACCGAUGCGUCAUCCCUUCGGCCGAAUCGAAUUCCACUGAAUCAGCUCCGGCAUAUCCUCCGGAGACUGUUGAGCGGCUUCGUGCAAUAGCGGCUGCGAUGAUCGCCGCCGAGUACGGGACCGAAUGCUGCCAGGUAUUCACGGUCGCGCGGCGGAACGCAUUCGAGGCUGGGCUGUCGAGCAUCGGGUACGAGAAGUCAAGCAUCGACGACGUGCUCAAGAUGGCGUGGGAGGCGCUGGAGGGUGAGAUCGCAAUGUGGAUCAAGACGUUCCGGCAAUCUGUUGGUGCCUCGCUCUCCUACGAGCACGAUCUCUGCCACCAGGUCUUCGCCGGCCACUGCGACAUCGCCUCCGCAAUUUUCCACAACUUUGCGCGUGGCGUCGUGAUCCACCUCCUCAAUUUCGUUGAGGCCGUCGCGAUGACCAAGCGUUCGGCGGAGAAGCUGUUCAAAGUGCUCGACAUGUAUGAGGCGCUGCGGGAUUCGCUGCCAAUGAUCGAAGCGCUUUUUCCGGCAUCCGAGGACGACAGCGGCGGCGGCGAGGAGUCCUCAACGCUGUCGGAACUGAGAUCAGAGAUCAAUUCAGUGCGGGGCCGGCUCGGGGAGGGGGCGGUUGCGAUAUUCUGCGAGCUCGAGAGCUCGAUCAAGAGCGACAUGGGGAAGACCCCGGUCCCCGGCGGUGCCGUGCACCCACUCACCCGCUACGUGAUGAACUACCUCAAGUACGCCUGCGAGUACAAGAACACCCUGGAGCAGGUAUUCAAAUUGCACCAUAAGCCUGCCGCCUCCUACGACGACGACGAUGACGGCGACAACAACAACUAUAGCAGCAGCAGCAACAACAACAAUAACAACAACCGCCGCCGCCGGGGUCCCGCGGCGAACAGCGAGAACCCGUUCGCGGGGCAACUGAUAGAGGUGAUGGACCUCCUCCACGCGAACCUGGACGCGAAGUCGAAGCUCUACAAGGACCUGGCGCUGAGCAACAUAUUCCUGAUGAACAACGGGCGGUACGUCGUGCAGAAGAUCAAGGGAUCGGCGGAGAUCAACGCGUUGUUGGGAGACUCGUGGGGGCGGAAGCGGUCGUCGGAUCUGCGGCAGUACCACAAGAACUACCAGCGGGAGACGUGGUCGCGGGUGCUCGCGUGUUUCAAGGACGACGGGCUCACGGUGAAGGGGACGGUGCAGAAGCCGGUGCUCAAGGAGCGGCUCAAGAGCUUCAACGCCAUGUUCGAGGAGAUCCACAAGACGCAGAGCGCGUGGGUGGUGAGCGACGAGCAGCUGCAGUCGGAGCUGCGCGUGUCGGUGUCGGCCGUCGUCGUGCCCGCGUACAGGUCGUUCCUCGGCAGGUUCUCGCAGUACCUCAACCCGGGACGGCAGACCGAGAAGUACGUAAAAUUCGGGCCCGACGACCUCGAAAACUACAUCGACGAGCUCUUCGACGGCAACCCGACGUCGAUGGCGCGGCGGAGGUAACUGGUGCCUAUGCUAAUGAUGGAGACCUCCUCCGGGACUAUUGUUUUGUUAUUAUAUAUUGUUCAGUGGAGCAUUUGAGCGAACAAGUUAUUUAUGUACCCAAAUUAAUCGAAUCGCCAGAAUUUAGGUAUGUAUGUAAGCAAAUAUUAUUUUCAAGUUGUCUAUUCUUUCA
Molecule: messenger RNA, 2460 nt
Organism: Ananas comosus (pineapple)
Lineage: Eukaryota; Viridiplantae; Streptophyta; Magnoliopsida; Poales; Bromeliaceae
Product: exocyst complex component EXO70B1-like
Exons: 1
Coding region: 123-2288 (721 amino acids)
Biological process (GO): exocytosis
Cellular component (GO): exocyst
Molecular function (GO): phosphatidylinositol-4,5-bisphosphate binding
Source: RefSeq, a predicted model, not a curated record